CCGCGGUCGCGCCGCUCUUUCCGGUGUGGCCGCUAAGAUGGCGACUCCCAUGCACCGCCUCAUCGCGCGGAGACAGGCGGAGGCAAACAAGCAGCAUGUAAGAUGUCAGAAAUGUUUAGAGUUUGGACAUUGGACGUAUGAAUGUACAGGGAAGAGAAAAUACCUGCACAGACCUUCGAGGACAGCUCAAUUAGCAAAAAUCCUUAAAGAAAAAGAAAAGCAACUAUUGCUGCAGCAAAGCACUGGAGAAAGUACUGCAGAAAAGAAGGCCAAGAAGAAAAGAUCUAAAAGUGUGACCAGCUCCAGCAGCAGCAGCAGCGCCAGCUCAGCUAGCGAUUCUUCAUCAGACAGUGAAGAUUCUUCUACCUCCUCUUCUGAUGAUGAUAGUGACAGUGACGAGAGCUCCUCUACUUCCUCAUCUUCUCCAUCCUCAAGUAGUUCCUCCUCCUCUUCAGAGUUUGAAUCGGAUUCUAGUUCCUCCAGCAGUAGCAGCAGCAGCACAGACAGUAGCUCUGAGGAUGAGCCACCAAAGAAAAGGAAGAAGAAAUAGCGUGGUGCAGGGUGGACCUGAUGGUUAGUGAGUGGGAACGCUCUGCCAAGAUGUCUUCAGCACACAGCUGCCAAACAGUUUAACCUGUCAACAUUUCUACUGCUGAACCUUUCUAAGUGUUUUGCGUAGCUGUUCAUAGGCCAUGGGAGGUGUUAGGGGGCACGUGAGACUUCCUGAAAGAGUAUUUUUGUGGUUUAUCCUUUUAUGGAAGAUUUUACUUUUUUAGUUGAAAAAUCUAUCAUCAGAUUUGUUUAUAUGAGCUAAGGUCCAGUCACCUGGAUGUUUACAUGCUGGAAAGCAACAGCUUUUAACUGCACAUCAUGCUGUGCAUAAUCCACUACUACUCUGUUCAUGACAGCUUCACUGACAGGUGGAAAACCCUCUAGACUAUUCAGAGCAGGAGUUUCAUGCUGCUGGCUGUAGAUCACUGUUGUUGUGGAAACUUGAGUGUUGCACACAGAGGGCUUUCAUCUUGCUGGUAACAAACGUGUUAGACACCGCUGAGCUUUUCCUGAGGCUUCCAGGUUGAGUCUUAACUGCAACAUAAAACUAGUGUUCAUGUGUUAAUGAUCAGUAUGCUACUCACUGUACAGAGCUUUUAGUCUUUUCAACUCGCCUCUUUCCUUAGCUCAUGUGUUUGUAGUAAUUUGUGAGACCCAAAGUGUCUGUUGCAGCAGGGGGUGUGUGAGGAAAGGAGCAGUGCACAGUGGGAGAGUUAGGACUGAUGCUGCUUAGGAGUUUCAUCUUUGUGCCUUUUUUUGUAAAAUAAAUGUAUCCCAGCGAGAGAAGGGCUUCAGUGGGUGUUUUUCACAACUCCACUGGCUUUCUAUAUGGAAAUAGGGUCAGUAAAACCAGGGAAACAGUAGUGGCAAACAAAACCAGGCACUAUUUUCAAGGAGGUAAAAAAAAUGCUGUUUUCACUGGAUGCUCUGUAAGAAGGAGUCGCCUUUAAACAGAGUUUCCCAAAGGAAUGUGUUUCCCUUUUGAUAGUUUUACAAAAACCUGUUGUGUGAUGCAAGAUGACCGGUCGUGUUGUUGGGCACGUGGUGACUGGUGUUAGUCUGCGUGUCAUCAGUCCAUUAUCUUCACGUGAUAGUGCGCAUGUGUCUGUGAAAAUCUGGCGUGGGAGAAGCAAGUUAGAAGCAGAACCAAACCAAACAAAAGCAAACCCUAAACAUCCUGUACCGCCAAACAAGUAGUGCUGGUUGCACAGUGAGAGUUAUUUGUUCUUCUGGUGGUUUGAAGCAGUCGGCGUUAAGCGUUUGUGAUGCAGUCUCCUGAAUUUCUUAUUGUUGCAGUGCCCUUUUUUGGGGAGGGGGCGUCAUAUGUGGAAGAAUUCUUAAAUCUCUUGUUGAGGUAAAAUAUAGUAACUAAAGUAUUUUUUAUAUUUUUAUGGACUAAGUAGUGUGUAGAGUUCCUUUGGAAUAAAGCGUGCUUAUUUAAA
Molecule: messenger RNA, 1994 nt
Organism: Melopsittacus undulatus (budgerigar)
Lineage: Eukaryota; Metazoa; Chordata; Aves; Psittaciformes; Psittaculidae
Gene: ZCCHC10
Product: zinc finger CCHC-type containing 10
Exons: 4
Coding region: 38-550 (170 amino acids)
Molecular function (GO): zinc ion binding; nucleic acid binding
Source: RefSeq, a predicted model, not a curated record